This is a messenger RNA of Fonticula alba, 2439 nucleotides long. RefSeq lists its product as hypothetical. Lineage: Eukaryota; Rotosphaerida; Fonticulaceae. The record is from RefSeq and is a predicted model, not a curated record. The transcript is spliced from 3 exons. The annotation marks the transcript as partial.
ACCCUCCGGGCCGAAGCGGCCUCCCUUACCCAGCGCGCGGACGGCCUGGCCGCCGAGCAUGCGGCCCUCACGGCCGAGCACGCGGCACUCACGGCCGAGCACGCGGCCCUGGCGAGCGAGACCGGCGCCUCGACCGAGCAGCUGUCGGCGCAGGUGGCCGCGCUGACCGCCGAGCGCGAUGCCCUGGCGGCCGAGCGGGAGACUCUGGCCGGUCAGCACGCGGCCCUGUCCAAGCAGCUGGACGACCUGACCAGCAUGCAUGCCUCGCUGACGGACACCCACGCGGCCCUGCUGAGUCAGCAGGCCAGUCUGUCGGCCCAGCAUGCCGAAGCUUCCGGGCAGCUGGACGCCCUGAAGGCCGAGCAUGCGGCGCUCGAAGCCAAGCACGCGGCCCUGGCCGACGAGGCCGAUGCUUCGGCCGGCAAGCUGGACGACCAGCUGCGCGCCCUGGUCGCCGAGCGCGAUGAGCUGGCCGCCGGCCACAAGGGCCUGGCCACCGAGCGCGAUGCCCUGCUGGCCGAGGUUGCCCUGCUGACCGAGCGCGCGCGCGACCUGUCGGCCAAGCACAGCGCCCUGCUCGCGGAGCAGGAGGAUCUGACCGGUCGACAUGCGGCCACCACCGAGCAGCUGGCCACCCUGAGGGCCGAGCAUGACGCCUUGGUGGGCGAGGCCGACGCCUCGGCCAAGAAGAUGGCCGACCAGCUGCACGCCCUGACCGCCGAGCGGGAUGCCCUGGCCACCGAGAGCGACGCCUCCGCCCAGCAGCUGGCCGACCAGCUCCACGCCCUGGCCGCCGAACGGGACGAGGUGGCCGCCAAGCACACCUCCUUGCUGGCCGAGCGUGACACUCUGCUGGCCGAGGCCGCCUCGCUGACCGCCGAGCAUGCGGCGCUCGAAGCCAGGCACGCGGUCCUGGCUCGCGAGGCCGACGCCUCUGCCCAGCAGCUGGCCGGGCAGCUGGAGGCCCUGGCCACCGAGCGCAACACGCUGCACGCCGAGCGCGAGUCUCUGACCAAGCGGCUGGAUGACCUGGCCAGCGCGCACGCCUCGCUGGUCGACAAGCAUGACAUGCUGCUGGCCGAGCGCGACACCACCAUGGCCGAGCGCGACGCCAUCGUGGCCGAGCGCGACACCAUCGCCCACGAGCUUGCCACCCUCACCGGCGACCACACUGCCCUGGCCGACGACCACGCCACCCUGGCCGACGAGCAUGCCACCCUGCGUGGCGAGUUCGACGCCCUGCUGGCGCACCACCAGGAGCACACCCGCCUGGCGGAGGAGCUGUCGCAGUCGAUCCGCCCGUUGAAGGCCCGCUUCGCCUCGCUGAAGGAGCAGCUGUCGCGAGUGUCGCAGGAGCGCGACCGGCUCCGCGCCGACCGGGUCCAGCUGCUGGCCGACCUGGAGGUCGAGCGGACCCAGGCCCGGGCCGCGCUGGACGCCAGCGCCCGCCAGUCCCUGUCGGCCAUCCAGUCGGCCGCCGACAUCCUGGUGACCGACCUGCGCCUGUGCCUGCUGCACCUGGAGCCUGGGGCCACGCCCACGCCGCAGCUGGCCCCGGCCUUGCGCUUUGUGGAGGAGUCCCUCGGGACCCUGCCGGCCGAGCACCCGGCCGCAGGCGCCGCCCCCCCGGCCGAGGACGGCACCGGGGCCGAGCCCGAGCCCGAGCCCGAGCCCGAGCCCGGCCUGGCUGUUCGUCAGCCACUCUUCGAGGUCCAGCUUCUCCUGCGCAAGCUGGCCCUCCUCAUCACAUCGCGGUCGAUGGCUGCCGAGGCACUGACCGCCGGCUCUGAUGCCGCCGCCGCCGCCGCCGCCGCCGCCGCCGCCGCCACUGGCACACCCUCGGCCGAUGGCAUCCGGCGGCGCCGCCACCGCCGCACCAGUGUCCAGACCACCAGCGCCCCCCUGCCGGUGGCUCUUGCCGGCCCGGCCGGCGGCCGUAACUACCUGACGGCAUUGCUGUCGUGGCUGUUCUUCGCCGGGCUCGGCUUCCUGGGCGGCGUUGUCCUGCUGACCCUGUAUCUGGGCAGCGCCCCGCCCGCGGGCGAGGUAACCGGCUACAUCGUCGAUCGCGGGGCCCUGCCCCACCACCGGCAGUACUAUGCCCUCGGGGGCGGGCCGCUGGCCGGGGCCACUUUCAUCCGCCCGGUGGCCCUGCUGUCGGCCCCGGCCCCGGCCGGCUGCGCGCUCGACGCCGACCCCACCGCCACCGCCACCGCCACAAUCACCGGUCCCGAUCCCGGCGCCGUGCCCGUUGUGCAUGUCCGCCCGGAGGAACAUCUCCCGGCCGAUUGGCCGGUUUUCCAGCCGGCCGGCCCCGGCGAAGCCCCCUCCCUCAUUAGCCUCGUCCUCGCCGAGGACCAGGUCCCCUGGCUGCUGCGGCGCCUUCUCCGGGCCGCGGCCGCCGGACAACAGGGCCCGGCCCCGGUCGGCCCGCACUGA